Messenger RNA from Caenorhabditis angaria, 1441 nucleotides. The record is from the annotation of a GenBank genome assembly. NCBI's taxonomy places the organism in Eukaryota, Metazoa, Nematoda, Chromadorea, Rhabditida, Rhabditidae.
AUGGCUGCCAUACAUCCUCCAUCCGAUCCCAACGAAUUUCCAACAACUGAAAUCAAUCGGGGCGUCUUAAGAACCAUAAUCGCUGCGAGACAAUGUUCCGAAUCGAAACUUGGUAUAAAUAGUGUUUCCUAUUGGAAAACUGGAUUAUUGAUGAUGGCCUCAACGAAUGAUGAUUCAAUCUUGUUGUUUGAUUUGGAAGGAAAGCAAAAACCAAAAGAUGUUAUGUGCAAAAAAUAUGGGGUUGCCAACACGAUUUUUGCGAAUGAUACAAAGUUUGCACUUCAUAGUAGCACAAAAAAAGAUCGUAAGUUUUAAUUUUUUAUUGGUUUUUAAAGAAAGAAAAUUGAAUUUCAGAUGCAAUUCGAUAUAUUUCACUGGAAACCAAGAGUUAUAUUCAUUAUUUUCCUGGUCAUUCCGAAAAUGUGACUGGUUUGAGUAUUGCUGACGGCAAAACCCUCUUUCUAUCAUCAUCAAUCGAUAAAACAAUUCGUCUCUGGGAUAUUCGAAGUUUAUCUUGUCCAGGAGUUAUGGAAACCAAAGGCCAAGCAGUUGCACAAUUCGAUCCGGAAGGUUUAAUCUUUGCGGCGGCGUUCAGAAACUCCGCGACGAUAAAACUAUAUGAUUUACGAAAUUUCAAGCAUGGACCAUUUUUGAGUUUUGCUUUACCUGAAGAUUUGACAAAUGUUGAAUGGAGAUCGGUGAGAUUUUCACAAGAGGGAAGAUUGAUGUUGAUUUGUACGAAUUCCAAUAAAUUGGUGUUGUUGGAUGCGAGAACUGGAGCGGUUCAAUGGAUUUUGGAAGCACAUAAGAAUGAUGCGGUGAGUUUUUUGGGGGAUUUUUAGGGAAAUUUCAUUUUCAUUGAAAAUCAGAGUUUUGUUUGGAGAAAUUUUGAAAAAAAACUUUCUUUGAAGAAUUCGAGUAUGAAACAGAUUUAUUGAAUUUUUGAAAAACCGUGAAAGAUUUUCACAAUUUUUUGAAACGUAUAAUUUUUGGCUAAAAUUAUAGAUAUAAAAAAAUUAGUUAGGAUAACUCUGCCCCGCGUAAGCGGCACUAUCUUCUGCUUUAGCGGCCACGUGGUAUGUUAUGACGCAGAAUUUCAAUGUUUUUGGUACGGUUAUAUCAUACUACGUGUCCGCCAACGCGGAAGCUUGCGGAAACCUCCUCUCAACUCUCUGUCUUCUUCCAGAAUCUCCCAUUAGUCGCCUCAUUUUCACCGGAUUCCAAAUAUGUUUUCGUUGGAAGUUCGGAUAAAUUGAUCUACGCCUAUUGUACAACAACAGGAAAAACAGUUUGUAAAUAUCAUACACCGCAUUCUGCCACACCAACAAUCGUUGAAUGGAAUCCCGUUUUUCUCUCCUUCAUUUCGGCCGAAAAAUCGAUGGUUCUUUGGAAUCCGGAAUCUGAAGAUAGAGUUGUUGAAUGCCAGACACCAAUUUAUUGA